AUGUCAGACCCUGUCAACGAAGUUGCGGAGCAAGUCGCCAAGACUUACUUGGAUGACGUCACUGGAGAACAAGUGUCGAAGUCUGAGUUGAAAAAGAGACAAAAGACCAGACAGAUCGAGGCCAAGAAGGCCGAGAAGGCCAAGAACAAUGUCAACAAACAGCCCAAGAAAAAGGACAUCAUGGCCGACUUGAAUCCUAACCAAUACUACGACAUCAGAUCUCGCCAGAUCGAGGAGUUUAGAAAGGCCAACGAGAAAGAUUCCGAGGCCUUCAACCCUUACCCACACAAGUUCUCUCGUACUUUGACCGUGCCUGAGUUUGUCAAGAAGUACGAAAGGUUGGCCAGAGGCGAGACCCUAAAGGACCAGGAAGUGAAAAUCACUGGUAGAAUCAUGACUAAGAGAGAGGCUGGUUCUAAGUUGAGAUUUUACGUCUUGAAGGGUGACGGUGUUCAGAUGCAAGUGAUGGCCCAAGCCCAGGACGCCGAAUCUUUGGAGGUUUAUGAAAAGGAGCAUGACAACUUGAGAAGAGGUGACAUUAUCGGUGUUACUGGGUACCCAGGAAGAACCGCACCAGCCAAGGGAGGUGAGGGAGAACUCUCUGUCUUUGCUGCAUCGAUCCAGUUGUUGACUCCUUGUUUGCACAUGUUGCCUACCGAGCACUUUGGCUUCAAGGACCAGGAGAACAGAUACAGAAAGCGUUACUUGGACUUGAUUGUCAAUGACGACGUCAGAGAGCGUUUCAGAGUCAGAUCUGCCAUUAUCUCUUACAUUCGUAGAUUUUUGGACACGAGGGACUUCGUCGAGGUUGAGACGCCUAUUUUGAACGUGAUUGCUGGCGGUGCCACGGCCAAGCCUUUCAUCACCCACCACAAUGACUUGGACAUGCAAAUGUACAUGAGAAUCGCCCCUGAGUUGUUCUUGAAGGAAUUGGUCGUUGGUGGUAUGGACAGAGUGUACGAGAUUGGCCGUCAAUUCAGAAACGAGGGCAUUGACAUGACUCACAAUCCCGAGUUCACCACGUGUGAGUUCUACCAGGCCUACGCCGACGUGUACGACUUGAUGGACAUGACCGAGUUGAUGUUCUCAGAGAUGGUCAAGGAGAUCACCGGUGACUACAAGCUCACCUAUCACCCAGACGGCCCAGAUGGCAAGGCCUUGACCUUGGACUUCACCAGACCAUGGAAGAGAGUCAAUAUGAUUGAGGAGUUGGAGAAGGUCUACAACGUCAAGUUCCCACCAGGAGACGAGUUGCACACAGAGGAAACCGGUAAGUUCUUGAAGCAAAUCUUGAUCGACAACAAGCUCGACUGCACUCCACCAUUGACCAACGCCAGAAUGUUGGACAAGUUGGUUGGCGAGCUCGAGGACGCCUCCAUCAACCCAACCUUUAUCUUUGGCCACCCUCAAAUGAUGUCUCCAUUGGCCAAGAAGGACAGAAAUAUUCCAGGUUUGUGUGAGAGAUUUGAGGUGUUCGUUGCCACUAAGGAGAUCUGUAACGCCUACACCGAGUUGAACGAUCCAUUUGACCAAAGAGCUAGGUUUGAGGAGCAGGCCAGACAGAAGGCCCAGGGUGACGACGAGGCCCAAAUGGUGGAUGAGACUUUCUGCAACGCUUUGGAAUAUGGUUUGCCACCAACCGCUGGAUGGGGUUGUGGUAUCGAUAGAUUGGCCAUGUUCUUGACGAACUCCAACACCAUCAGAGAGGUGUUGUUGUUCCCUACCUUGAAGCCAGAUGCUUUAGUCAAGGGUGAAGAGACUUCUGCUUAA
Messenger RNA from Metschnikowia bicuspidata var. bicuspidata NRRL YB-4993, 1770 nucleotides. It is a transcript of the gene KRS1, whose product is annotated as lysine--tRNA ligase. The record is from RefSeq and is a predicted model, not a curated record. The transcript has a single exon. Gene Ontology annotation, biological process: lysyl-tRNA aminoacylation. NCBI's taxonomy places the organism in Eukaryota, Fungi, Ascomycota, Pichiomycetes, Serinales, Metschnikowiaceae. Gene Ontology annotation, cellular component: cytosol; cytoplasm. The coding region runs from base 1 to 1770 and encodes 589 amino acids. Gene Ontology annotation, molecular function: ATP binding; tRNA binding; lysine-tRNA ligase activity.